This is a messenger RNA of Sitophilus oryzae (rice weevil), 1313 nucleotides long. Its product is annotated as lactosylceramide 4-alpha-galactosyltransferase-like. The transcript is spliced from 6 exons. Gene Ontology annotation, biological process: glycosphingolipid biosynthetic process. Bases 39 to 1232 code for a protein of 397 amino acids. NCBI's taxonomy places the organism in Eukaryota, Metazoa, Arthropoda, Insecta, Coleoptera, Curculionidae. Gene Ontology annotation, molecular function: alpha-1,4-N-acetylgalactosaminyltransferase activity. The record is from RefSeq and is a predicted model, not a curated record.
UUACUAGAAAAGUGGAAGAGUUCAACAACAAACAAAUUAUGAGAGCAACACAUUAUAAGAGUACGUUUAUCAAGCUAUUGCUGGCAUCCUUGUUUGCGUUUUUCAUAAUUCGGUGUGUUAUGUUUCUCAAGUCUAUAACUUAUUAUAAGCAUUAUCAUAAGUUUUAUCCGGAAGAAAAUGAAUUGUACUGCCAUUUUCUACCCGUCUUCGACACGCUUCCUAGUGUAAAAGAUGCAGAGAUAGUAAGAGAUACAUCGAUUUUCUUUUUGGAAACUUCUUGUAGUUCGUAUCAUAGCGAGAAAAUCUUAAUUAAAAGUCGACAGGCCUGUGCUGUAGAAAGUGCGGCUAGGAUGAACCCAAAUAGAACAGUUUACCUGCUUUACGCAUCUCCAGGUGUAUUUCAAGACGACCAAAGCGAAUCAGAUGGACUAAUCAGGAACUUAAUGUCUUAUUCUAACAUAAAGUUACAAUAUCUCAAUAUGAAAAAGUUCGUUCAGGGAACUCCUGUUGAAAAGCUCUGGGCCGAAGAACAAAUAUAUGAAUCGAAGUAUCUUCUAUGGCAUAUAAGUGAUAUUUUAAGUAUACCUUACCUUGUUGGCGUUACGAGCCGCGGCAUUUGGAGUUUAAUACGUGCAAAUCAUAGCGGGAACGAAGGACAAAAUGAAAUUUUGACCGGCAGUAGAGAAAAUGGAAUUUUAACGCUAUGGAAAUAUGGAGGAAUAUACAUGGAUCUCGAUGUACUAGUAAUGAAAAAUUUGGACACACUGAGUAAAAACUUUGCAGGAGCAGAAGAGCCCGAGAGCUUGGCUAAUGGAGUGAUGGGGUUUAGUAGUAACGGCAUAGGACAUCAAUAUGUCAACUCCUGCGUUUAUGAUUUGGUUGAACACUUUAACGGAGAUGCUUGGGCUGCGAAUGGCCCUCACAUUAUCACAAAAUUUGCAAGUAAACUGUGCAAUGGCAGCGUGAAGGAUUUUUUUGACACGUCUUGUGAAGAUUUCCAUAUAUAUCCAAUAGAUGCUUUUUAUGCAAUACCUUACCCUGCUUGGCAACGUUUCUACGACAGUAGUCAACUUGCCAGUGUUAAGGAAAAAACGAAAAAUAGUUUUCUGAUACAUGUAUGGAAUAAACUGAGUGCCGAUAAAAAAAUACCCAUAAAUGAUGACGUACCAUAUCUGGAUUUUGCUAGGAAAUAUUGUCCAGGAACUGUUCGAAAUUUAAAGGAGUAUUUUUGAAGAAGCAGUUGUAUAUGAAUAAACCUAAUAUAAUUUAAAUAAAAUAUAUAGUGAUUUGUAAUCAAAAAUUUGUAAAUAAAA